Capronia epimyces CBS 606.96 is the source of this 1152-nucleotide messenger RNA. RefSeq lists its product as uncharacterized. Gene Ontology annotation, molecular function: hydrolase activity, hydrolyzing O-glycosyl compounds. The coding region runs from base 1 to 1152 and encodes 383 amino acids. The record is from RefSeq and is a predicted model, not a curated record. NCBI's taxonomy places the organism in Eukaryota, Fungi, Ascomycota, Eurotiomycetes, Chaetothyriales, Herpotrichiellaceae. The transcript is spliced from 4 exons. Gene Ontology annotation, biological process: carbohydrate metabolic process.
AUGAUAUCGGCGUUACAUCAGGCCGACCAGACCCCGGCUUUGCCUGAUACACUGGCAGAACUUCCAAGUCACUUCAUAUUGGAACACCAUGCCCUUGAGACGCUCAUUGAUGGCGCUUGGCGACCGACUCGCCGAAUUGUUGCGGACAAAAAGACCGAAACAGCCGAAACGUUGCAGGCUUUCAACUGUCCUAUAGAACAGGAAGCCGUCGAGCCACGUCGAGACAUCAUAUCCAACGACAAUCAUUCCCGCCAGCGUCAGGUGUCCGCCGGACUUCCUCUCCUCAGUAAACCCCAAACCAAGUCAGGAGAUGUCAAAAAGGUCGGGGACAGAUGGGUGGUCGACGGAGUCGGAAGCUUUGACAAUCAGGCAAUAUACGUGUUCGACCAAGAUAUGCCUGCUGGGCUGACGAAGAGCAACUAUCUCUGUAGACAGCAGGGGAUGGACGGACUUCAACCAAUUCCGUACAAUAUACGCUACGAUCCAAUCAAUGUUCAAGUCUCCAAUGGGGUCCUUGCCUUGACUGUUCCAGGACAGCAGAACCCUGACCGCGAUCCUGAUACUGCAGUGAGCUGCGCCGAAAUUACAACUGUCGAGGAGAAAAUACUCUAUGCCAGCGUGCGGACCAACGCCAUCUUCAGCCAAGUGCCGGGAACCUGCCACGGUCUUUUUUUCUACAAAUCCGACUGUCAAGAGAUCGACAUCGAGUACCUGACCGACCCGACAUCACUGUCAAAUAAUGGUGCAGGCAAAACAAACCGUAUCUGGUACACAAAUCAGGCUACCAAUCCCAAAGGGACGCCCGCAACACGAGGAGCAGGUCCGGCUCCAUCUGACUGCACGGCUCAGGUGCACGAAUAUCGUAUUGACUGGACCUCGGACUACACUGCUUUCUACAUCGACGGUAUCUUGCAGUACAACUACUCGAUCAAUGUGCCCACUCGACCAGGACCUUGGGUAUGGAAUAACUGGGCAAACGGUGAUAAGGGCUGGUCGGUCGGACCUCCUCUGGAUGACAAUGUCCUCCGGAUUCAAAGCAUCAUCAUGUACUACAACACUGUCGACGAAGACGGUGACAUAAACAGUGGUGCUGGAGGAGCCUACCAAGAUGGUCAAGAUGAUACUUGCAAUAACAAUGGGAGACGAUGGUAG